CGCCCGCGUCGCCUCAGUGCUCUACCGCGGUCGGACUGAGCGGACGUAUAUCGCCUCUCGUCGCGACCCAAACGACCUCACGAAACAAGUUUUUCUAUCACAUUCUUUUAUAUUAUCAUUUAUCACUCACAUGGACCAUGAAGAACUAUAUCGAGCUAGCGAUAUGAAAACUUUUUUUGUCUAAAAGUUUGAGACGCUUGUGCAAUUUGUGAACUUAUCUUGAUUUAAGUGAUAGUGUAAGAAACAGUGCUAAUUGUUUGUAAAAUAUCAAACAACUAGACUUUAGUUUGUUUUGGUUUUUAGACUGUUGUGACGCGUUGAAAAGAGACAAAAUGAGGCUCUACCGAGUGGGUGCGACAGGUGUGACGGCGUUGGCGGUUUUGUUCGUUGUAACAGGAUGCUCAGCCCAGAACCUCCGCAUCUAUCCGGUGCAGAAGCAGCAGACGGUGCCAGUGGGCAAGUCGGUCGUGCUGACUUGCCAGGCGGACGCGCCCGAUCCGGCGUUGGUGUCGCAGCCGCAGUGGCGCGACCCCAAAGGACUCAUUAUAAAUGAAGCCGCAGUCGGGACCCGACCAGAGAUCUACACGGAGCCGAUGCCAGCUAAGCAGCUGCAGCUACUGUACAUCUCCUCCAUCACGCCAGCAAUGGCCGGCAACUACACCUGCGAAGCCACUUACACCAACAUGCCGCUUACCGCCAGGGUCGUUUUGGACACUUUUGUGGCAAUAACGUGGACGAACGCGAACGAAAACCAGUACGCAACCAAGGGAAAGGACUUCAAAGUAAUGUGCGAAGUGACUGCCGAGCCUGCACCAUCUGUGGAUUGGUUCAAGGAGGGAACUCCUAUUUUAACAGGCGGGAGAUAUGUCAUCCACGCGAAUGGUCUCCUCAUUAAAAACGUGCAGGAAAGUGACGACGGGACCUACACGUGUCGCGCCGUGGUUAUACAGACUGGUGAACUCGCCGAGAGGAAUAUCAAACUUGAGGUUUAUACUGCACCGGAGAUGGAGGAACGCGAAACCAGAGUUGAAAUAAAAGAAGGGGAAUCCGCCGCAAUUACGUGUAAAGCUAGGGGAAAGCCGCCACCGACAUAUUCCUGGAUUAAAGCUUCAACUCGGGAGAAUUUAGGAACUACAUCACGGUUCGGCGUAAACGAAAUUACUGGGCUGCUAACUUUCGAUAGAGUGGAGGCGGGCGAUUACGGAAAAUACAUAUGUAGCGCUGUAAACCAAGCCGGACAUAAUGAAACCGAGAUAGAAGUUGAGGUGCUAGUCAAACCCAAAAUAUUCGAGCUGUUCAACGUUACUGCCGCCGAAAAUACUGAAGGCAGGUUGGAAUGCAAAGCGAGUGGACGGCCCGCUCCGAGAAUUAGUUUUAGAAAACUAAGCAGCCAAAAUCGUUUCCUGAACGGACCUAAUGAUGACCAAAGAAUUACCGUCGAAACAAGCAGUCGUCAAACUGGUGAUCAGAUGCAGUCUUCGGGAAUUAUAUCUAUAUCCAAACUAAACAGAACUGAUGACGGACUUUAUGAGUGCGUAGCUGAAAAUGAAGGCGGUGAAGCGAGAAAGAACGGACAUCUGACUGUACAGUUCAAACCGACCUUCGAACACAUGACCAAUGUGCCAAUAUGGAGCUGGAACGCUCAACCAGUGAAUAUCAGUUGUGUGGCUGAGAGUAUUCCGAAUGCUACGAUCAAAUGGAAGUUCCACGAAUACGAUCUAGUUGAAUCACCACAUGUUAGAAUAUAUGGCUCAGGGCCUAUAAGCUAUGUGACCGUUACUCCAGUGGAAAGAAGCUUGUAUGGAGUAUACAAAUGUAUAGCGACCAACACACUUGGUGAGGCCGAGCAUACUAUCCAAUUGAGAGAAGCUUUUGCUCCAGGGCCCGUUGUUCAGGCAAGACAAGAAAUAACUACCGCAACUUCUGUUUCCUUCAAUAUCGUUGGUCCUGCUGAGGAAAUGGGACCGCCUAUCUUAGCUUAUACAACACAAUAUAAAGAAAACGCUAACUUCGAUUGGAAUCUUGCCAUGAAUAGAACUUGGUCCGUCAAUUCGCCUUAUAUUAUUGAAAAUUUAAGGCCUAUGUACACUUACGACUUUAGAUUUGCAGCUGUAAACCAAGUUGGUGUUGGUACUUGGGGUGCACCUCUUACAGUUAUAAUGCCUAAACGAUCACCUCCCGAGCAACCGAAAUGGCGUGAAUCUGUUAGCUCGGAAUCUCUUAUCCACGGAAAAUUCGCUGAUAGAUACGAAUUGCAAUGGAAGGUACCUGCCCAUAACGGUGAACCUAUCGACAUGUAUGAAGUCAGUUAUUGCCCUGUGCUCAAAGUAAGCGGCGAAUGGAGAGUAGCCCAAGAGUCAGAAUGUAUGGUAGACGAGCUUAAAUCUUACGAAGCGAUAAGCUACGAAGUGCAUGGCUUACGUCCCGAUACACGAUACCGUAUGCACGUGCGUGCUCAUAACGUACUCGGCUAUUCUUUACCAGCUCAACUGUACGUCCAAACUGCCCUGGGUAACCCAAGUGGAAGUCCAGGAAUAUUUAAUUGGGCUUCAACAAUAAUGGAUAUCGCUAUCGCAAUAUAUUUAAUACAUAUAUGUAAAUAAGUAAAUGUAUAAAAUAUCCUAAGUUAAGUCCAAAGAUGACUGUUACUUUAGGCACUUUUGUGAUAAAUUUAUUACUGUAAAUAGCUAUCGUAGUCUUUGUCCUAUAAUAAUACAGGAUACCAUCACAAUAAGAAUUUACAAACAUAACCUUGUAGGUCUAAUGUUUAGGCUGUUGUGUCUACUUCAUUAGGAUAUUGUUUUAUCAAUGUUGCAAUUUGAAUACUAGUAGAUAGGGUGUUGGCUGAGUAUUCACUGCCAAAACAUGUUGAUAAUAAAACUGCAUUUUAAAUGUGUACGAAUUUUUGAGGAUUAUACUAUUAUAAUUCAAUUUCUAGGUAUUGUAUUAAAAUGUUUCUCGACGAUUGAUAAAUUUAUAAUAAAAGAAGAUGGUGAUCGUCCAAGUUUUUAAAACGACAUUCUUAAAUGUAUUACGUGUAAGUUAGGUAGGAAAUGAAUGUGUCAAGAAAAUUGUGAUUUCAUCGAAAUGGACAUUGACCAAUGUGAAAAAAUAAAUGAUUAAAAAUG
Aricia agestis (brown argus) is the source of this 3128-nucleotide messenger RNA. It is a transcript of the gene Fas2, whose product is annotated as fasciclin-2. The transcript is spliced from 14 exons. The record is from RefSeq and is a predicted model, not a curated record. Gene Ontology annotation, biological process: cell adhesion. Gene Ontology annotation, cellular component: neuron projection; membrane. NCBI's taxonomy places the organism in Eukaryota, Metazoa, Arthropoda, Insecta, Lepidoptera, Lycaenidae. Bases 333 to 2603 code for a protein of 756 amino acids. Gene Ontology annotation, molecular function: protein binding.